This is a messenger RNA of Coregonus clupeaformis (lake whitefish), 1623 nucleotides long. Its product is annotated as rRNA-processing protein UTP23 homolog. Gene Ontology annotation, cellular component: small-subunit processome; nucleolus. Gene Ontology annotation, molecular function: small ribosomal subunit rRNA binding. The record is from RefSeq and is a predicted model, not a curated record. NCBI's taxonomy places the organism in Eukaryota, Metazoa, Chordata, Actinopteri, Salmoniformes, Salmonidae. Bases 282 to 1037 code for a protein of 251 amino acids. The transcript has 3 exons.
CGGACAUAUUCAGCUGUUACUCAACCAAGCAAACGUGUUUUUAUAUUUUCCAUGCUGCUUGAUAUGAUUUAUUUGCUCGUAAUGUGAUUUGUUAUGAAUCCGCGAACAGUGUGUACUAGUAAAUCGAUACUGACUCAGAUUUACAGAAUAUAGGUAAUGCUCUACGAUAUGCAAUUGCGUUCAUUUGAGUGAUAUUUGUGUGGGAUUUUUCAAGAAGUAAUCCUGUCGGACAAUCUCGCAAACUCCUUUUAGUACAUUAUUGGGCUAGCAAGCUAGUCACAAUGACGAUCAAACGACAAAAGCAAGCCAAGAAAACCAUCAAUUUCUACAAACACAACUUCAGUUUUAGAGAGCCCUUUCAAAUUCUAAUCGACGGGACGUUUUGCCAGGCAGCGCUGAAGAAUAAGAUUCAAAUCAAAGAGCAGAUGCCGAAAUACCUCAUGGGGGAGGUGCAACUUUGUACUACAAAUUGUGCGCUGAAGGAACUUGAAUCGCUGAAGGACCUCUAUGGUGCCAAACUCAUCCUGCAGCGGUAUCAGGUUAGGAACUGCAAGCAUUUCAAGAACCCUGUAUCUGCGUCAGAGUGUCUGCUGUCCAUGCUGGAAGGGACCAAUCCUCACCACUACUUUGUUGCCACACAGGACCAAGAGGUGACAGCAGGCCUAAAGAAGAUCCCAGGCGUGCCUCUUCUGUAUAUCAUCUUCAACACCAUAGUGUUGGACAAGCCCAGCCCGUGCUCGGUGAACCAUGUGCAGGCUGUGGCUCUGGGAGAGAUGGUCACACCAGCCCAGCAGCAGAGCAUCAACAGCCUGAAGGAGGUGCAGGGGAUCGGGCAGGAUGGAGAGCGCCGGGGCAAGAAGCGUAAGAGGAAAAUCUCCAAUCCUAACCCACUCAGCUGCCUGAAGAAGAAGAAAAAACAGCCACCGACGCAACCGCUUAAGACUGAGGGCGAGAAGAAGAAACGGAACCGGCAAAGGAAACGCAGCAAGCCAGAGGGUGGGGAGGGUCCAUCCCUCAAACCACCCCCAAACCCCUAGUGUGGUGGGAAGAGACUUGUUUAUGAGGGAAGUAAUAAGAGCUGAUUCCCAAAGGCUGAAUAUAAAAUGUAUACAUAUUUUUUAUAGAUAAAUGACCGUUUAGAUCUUUAGUAAACACAUUUGCUCUGUAUUUGCCAGAUGAAUGGCAUUUUCAUUGGAAUUCAAGAGUUCCAACUUCAAAUGUUUGGAGAACAUCAACACAAUGAAUUCAGUCUUUUAUUUUAUUUUUAUGUUUCCUUUAUUUUGGCAGUUACCUACAGCAUCUUUGCAAUAAUUCUAAAUAAUAAUGAUGUUUUCAUGCGAACCUUAGGCAAUGCAAAAUACAACGAAGUUACUUUAUUUAUAGUAACAAAUGUGGUGAACAACUUUGAAUAUUUAUUAGACAGUUAAUAAUGCAAAGUUGAAAGGCAUGAUCAAUCAUCUUAUUUAAUGAUAACAUAAUAUUUUAUGGCAUGAUGAUGGUAUUGACUUUAUGAAAGAUAAGCAGCAUGAUAUGUCAUAUUAGCCACACAGGACACCUGCUAUGGUAUUUGUGAGAUUCCUUAGGACCUCAGUUUUUCCUAGAUAAAACACAAUGUGAAGAUUU